Raphanus sativus (radish) is the source of this 599-nucleotide messenger RNA. RefSeq names its product protein REVEILLE 1-like. Bases 182 to 595 code for a protein of 137 amino acids. The transcript has a single exon. Lineage: Eukaryota; Viridiplantae; Streptophyta; Magnoliopsida; Brassicales; Brassicaceae. The record is from RefSeq and is a predicted model, not a curated record.
GUUUAACAAUGACUUUCAAAUUUAUUUUUAAAAGAAUUAGAAAUUUAUAGGCUUAAUUUCUAAUAUCUUUAGGUUUGAUCAAUUUGUACAGAAGCUGGAGUUGUUUCCUAGAGAGAGCGAACCAACAAAGCAAAGCCUUAAACUCUUUGGGAAGAUAGUUUUGGUAUCUGCUGAUUCAGACAUGUCCUCUUCUCUAACAACUUCAACAGCUUAUUGCAAGUCACCGAUGCAGCCAUUACCACAGAAACUCUCCAUGAUAACAAACCCACAAGAAGAACUCUUGAGCUGUUGGAUACAAGCCCCUCCUAAGCAAGAAGUGAUGGAAAAUAGAUGCUUAGUUUCAGAAAAGGCCUUCCAAAAUGAAGGAUCAUCGACUGGAUCAAACACCGGUUCGGUGGAUGAUACAGGGCACACGGAUAAGAGCUCAGAACCCGAGAGAAUGGUAUGUCAAUGGGAGUUUAAACCUAGCGAGAGGUCUGCAUUUUCUGAGCUCAGAAGAGCAGCCUCUGAGUCAAGUUCAAGAGGAUUUGGUCCUUGCAAGAACAGAAAGAUGGUUAUAGAAGCAGAACAAGAAGAGAUUCGCCUCUCCUUGUAACCAG